AUGCCACUUUUUAAGCGAAAAUUAUCAGCAAAUAAUAUUUUUUUAGAACAGGCCUUAAUCCAUGAGAAAGUAUCUCUCGUGAGCAAUAUUGAUUAUAUAGACUCUGAUUCUGAUGUAAACGAUCAGAAUGAAUCACAUUUCUUUUCGGUAAUAUGGUCAGCAUUUUAUUGUCAAAAAAUAUUAAUGACCUUUUAUAUCACGUUGCUUUGUGUUCUUGGAUGUGCCACGAUUUAUGUAACUAUUCCCGUACGAUUUCGAACACCUGAAUUCCGAUUGUUUCGUGCUGGAUUAUUCGCUUCAUUAGGUGCUAGCGCUUGCUUUCCAGUCCUACAUGCUAUUAUUUUAUAUGGGCUACAAUUGUGCAAUGAUGUCAUUUCUCUUAAAUGGAUGUUAUUAACUGGUUUCAGUUAUUUGGUUGGUGCAGUUUUUUAUGGUGCCAG
Molecule: messenger RNA, 440 nt
Organism: Dentiscutata heterogama
Lineage: Eukaryota; Fungi; Glomeromycota; Glomeromycetes; Diversisporales; Gigasporaceae
Source: the annotation of a GenBank genome assembly